GUGUGUGUGUUCUUUCUCUCAGACAGAGUGACAGAUGUUUCAAACUCAGACUCUCAAACAUAACGCAUGGAAAAGCCGAUGAGGACGUUUGAUGCGUGAAUCAGGACGAUAGUACAAUUAAUUGUGAAAGUGAUUACAUUUAACACACACACAUUCUCCACUUAGGACAAAACCCGUCUGUUGACGAAGCCCAUGUGAUCAUAUGGAAAGCUCCAGGACAGCUACAAAAUGGACCUUGAGAACUAUUUCCACAGCUGCACAGAUAAAAGAGAAAAGCAAAAGGCCCCACUGUGCUGCACCCACCCAUGGACACACCUGUGUGAGUCGCAGUGCUUCUCAGACUCAGAAUGUUCCCUUCACGGUGAUAAAGCCAUGUUGGUGUUCUCUUGGUCUCUCGUGAGCCUGCUGUUGGUGUCCUCUUCCUGGGCCGAGGAAGAUGUGGCUGCCAUUGAGGAGGACACAUCCAGGGAGCUUUCUGUUGGUGAGCUGCUGGAGCGAGCCAACAGAGACCGCAACCCCGACUUGGACCAGCCCGUCCUGAUCCAAGGCGACAUCGCCAUCAAGUCUGAGGCCGACAGAAACGCCGACCCCUGCACCGCCAGGAGCUGCCUGUGGAGAAAGUGGACCGAUGGGAAGGUCUACAUCCCCUAUUACAUCGCCAACCACUACUCCUCUCGAGAGCAGUCCAUCAUCACUCGUGGACUGGAGUCUUUCUCCACGGUUUCCUGCAUUCAUUUUAGACCCUACCAGAAUGGAGACAACGAGUGGCUGAGCAUCGAGUCCAGGGACGGCUGCUAUUCCUUCGUGGGUCGCCAGGGCGGUGCUCAGACUGUGUCUCUGAGCCGCCAGGGUUGCCUGUACCACGGCACCGUCCAGCACGAGCUGCUCCACGCCCUGGGCUUCAACCACGAGCAGACCCGCUCCGACAGGGACAACCACAUCCGGGUGCAGUGGGAGAACAUCAUCGACGGCAUGGAGUACAACUUCGAUAAGAUUGCCACCCUGAACCAGGGAACUUCUUAUGACUACAGCUCUGUCAUGCAAUAUGAGAAGUACGCCUUCUCCAAGAACAACCGUCCCACCAUGGUGCCCAUUCCCAACAGCAAUGUGUCCUUCGGCCAGGCCACCCAAAUGAGCAGAAAUGACAUCGAUAGGCUGAACAGGCUGUACAAGUGCUAAACUGCACAUGACCUUUGCCCUGAGCUCCAUGACAUCACGGAGCACGCUGAUGAAACGGAUGAGGGUUUCGGGUGGACGGCAGUUUUGGGAUGUCCUGCAACAAUAAACCCGCAGACUUCCUUAGCAUCCAACUCUGUUUAAUUAUGGAAUGACAAAGAAUGUUAAUGAGACGCUUCCCUUCAAUAUAACUUUUAUUUUCAUAUAUCACAUAACACAAUCAAUGUCAACAGUUUAAUGUCUUCUGAUCAUAAAAUAAAGCCACUCUCCCUUGUA
Molecule: messenger RNA, 1452 nt
Organism: Cyclopterus lumpus (lumpfish)
Lineage: Eukaryota; Metazoa; Chordata; Actinopteri; Perciformes; Cyclopteridae
Product: low choriolytic enzyme-like
Exons: 11
Coding region: 229-1179 (316 amino acids)
Biological process (GO): proteolysis
Molecular function (GO): zinc ion binding; metalloendopeptidase activity
Source: RefSeq, a predicted model, not a curated record